AUGAUGAUACCCUCUCCCUGCAGGCAGCUCCACUCCCCCACCAACCUCCUCCUCCUCUCUCUGGCUGUAUCAGACUUCUUCUUGGGCCUCUUGGUGAUGCCGGUUGAAAUCCUUCUGACAGUGAAAUGCUGGAUCCUGGGUGACCUCAUGUGUGCUCUUUAUUUUUUCCUACCCAUCAUCCUCGUCUCUGCCUCUGUAGGAAACAUGGUGCUCAUAUCGAUCGACCGCUACGUGGCGAUUUGUGACCCUCUGCAUUACCCGACCAGAAUCACUGACAGAGUAGUUACCGUCGGUGUUUGUGCGUGUUGGAUCUGCUCUGUUUUCUACACCGUUUUCCUUUUAUAUGAACACCUGAAGCAGCCAGGCAGGUAUAAUUCCUGUUACGGAGAGUGUAAGGUAAACGUCGCAGGAGAUGUGGACGUUGUUGUCAUCUUUAUUAUUCCCAUUACUGUCAUCAUAGUUCUGUAUAUGAGAGUGUUUGUCGUGGCGGUGUCUCAGGCUCGUGUGAUGCGCGCUCAUGUUGCCGCCGUCAAACUCCAGUCAGGGAUACUGACGACGAAGAAAUCUGAGCUGAAGGCAGCCGGGACUCUAGGUGUUCUUGUAGCGGUGUUUCUGAUGUGCUAUUCUCCAUACUACUGCCUCUCUCUCACAGGCCGCAACCUCUUGAUCGGUUCUACUACUGAGGCCUUCAUGAGCUUUGUGAUGUAUUUUAACUCCUGUCUGAACCCUGUGCUCUAUGCCUUGUUCUACCCCUGGUUCAGAAAAGCCGUUAGACUCAUUGUCACUCUUCAGAUACUGCAGCCGGGCUCCUGUGAGGCCAACAUACUGUAGAGAGACACCGUGCGGGGAGGGGGGUUUAUUAAUUUGUUAUCUGCUUGUGGUUC
Messenger RNA from Micropterus dolomieu (smallmouth bass), 884 nucleotides. Its product is annotated as trace amine-associated receptor 4-like. The transcript has a single exon. Gene Ontology annotation, biological process: G protein-coupled receptor signaling pathway. NCBI's taxonomy places the organism in Eukaryota, Metazoa, Chordata, Actinopteri, Centrarchiformes, Centrarchidae. Gene Ontology annotation, cellular component: membrane. Gene Ontology annotation, molecular function: trace-amine receptor activity. The record is from RefSeq and is a predicted model, not a curated record. The coding region runs from base 1 to 831 and encodes 276 amino acids.